Paramecium octaurelia is the source of this 1972-nucleotide messenger RNA. The record is from the annotation of a GenBank genome assembly. Lineage: Eukaryota; Ciliophora; Oligohymenophorea; Peniculida; Parameciidae.
AUGAGCUUCGGGUAUAAAAUUUGAUAUAGCAAGUAGUGUGUACUCAUAAUUUUAAACAUUUGGUUAAUCUCAGGAAUUGGAAAACAUUUUAAAAAAUAAUAACCCCACCUUGGAAGAGUUGUUGGAGAGAGACAAUUUCCUAUUUGACAUCAAAGCUGGAGCUAUGAAUGCUUUUACUGAAUUGUAUUAAAGAGUAUUGAUAUAAGCGUUUGGAGACAACCUGAGAAUUUAGAAAAGAUGAUUCACUAUAUAAUUGUCACAAAUGAGCAGAUGGAAGAUAAUGAGAAAAGUCGAAAAUUUCCAUAUAUAAUAAGCGGGAUCUUCGCUUUAGAAAACACGAGAUUGUUCGAUUUGUUAUUCUUGAGACAUCGAAACGAAUCCUAAUCCUCAUUAUUGAGCAAUGAAAGAUUGGUUUUAAUUGGAAUCUAAAUUAGACUACUAUCGAAGAUGAUAUAUUGCCAGAAUAUUAGAUGCACCACGAAGAUCAAUGCAAAGAGGAAGAAGACUUUAAUGGGGGAGGGAUAUCUGGAACCUCAAGUCAGUAUAUGUCAAUAAUCAUAGUCUAGUGUGCAUCCUUCAAAUCCAAGUCAGGAAUGCAUCUGAAUGAGAAUGUGAGAUUGAACAUCUUAAAUGCAUUUUUCAAAUACCUAGAGUCUCCCAACAUUAAUGAUACAUCGAUGGGGUAUUAUGCUUAGAUUUUAAAACCUGUAGCUAGUAAAUAUGGAGGAGAAGUAAUACUCAAUACUACAUCUUUUUAGUUUUGGGAUCACAUCGUUGUCAACAGCAACAUCAUAAGUGAUUUGCUCCAGCACAUCAACCAUUAUUAAAUUGUAGAAAUUGUGGUUAAACUAUUAAUUUUAGAUUACAAAAUUAAUGAUAAUAUAUACAUCAACCAAAAAUGUUAUGUAUUCAUUAAACAUAAGCAUAGAAGAAUUAUAGAAAACAGCUUUUGGAAGAGAUGAUACACCAAAUGGAUAAGUUUUCCGAUAAUAUUACAGUAAAGAUUAUACAAUUAUCCCUCAUAGAUGGUCGCAGACAUCACUCAAAUAUUUGAUUUGCUUUUGGAAUAAGGAAUUCAAUAAAAGUUGUACGAGUCUUUGAGAGAACUCUUUGACAAUGUUCUAAAACCAUAUUACUUCUUUAAAAUAGCUGUAACUACAAUAAAUAUCAAUAGAAAAAAACCGGAGUGCUCACUGUUUAUAAGGUGUUCUCCAAAAUCCUAUUAUUUAUUUAAGUAAACUCCUUACAAGGUAAUUAAAUCAUCAUGUAUUUAGACUAGAAGACUUCUGAUUUACUGCAAAUAAUCUAAUAAAUCAACCCCCUCAUUGUCUCAAACUUUUAGGAUUAAGAAACCUUUGGACUCAAGAACUUGUGUCUUGUCCAAGCUCUCGAUGUUUGCGAUAAGUAAUCAAAUUCAAUAGACUAGAUUAAAUAACCCACUCUUAUUUGAGUCAAUGUUUUAAGCUCAAUUAUAUCAGAGUUUAAUAGAGUAUGCCAUUAAGUAUCAAUGGAACAAUUAACUCCAAAUCUAUGUGACAUCAAUCAUAAAAUCAAGAAUCCAAGAUGAAAAAUAUUGUCAAAGAAUUCUAAAGGAAACUGACAUCUUGAAUCAAAUCAAAAAGAACUUAAUUGAUCAACCAACCAAUUCUGGCUUUAAAUCCAAAUGCAGCCACGGAUAUAAUGGAUUUUUAAAAACUGUAGGUUACAAGAUACUGUAAAAGCAAGCAACGAGCAAAAAGAUUAAUUCGUUAUUAUAGGAAUGUAAUAAUCAAUAUGAUAAUUAGAGCAUGGUUAGAUUAUUGAGGCUUUGUAAAGGUUAUAAAAGAUUGAACAGACUUAUUUAUGUGAUGUCGAUCCAAAAACACACAUGUAAGAGGCUCCACCGGAAAUCAGUAUUGAUAGAUAAAUUGAGAUGCUAAUAGAUUCCCAAAAAGAAAAAGAAGAUCAACUCACCAAAUUAGAGUAAUAAUGA